Molecule: messenger RNA, 1278 nt
Organism: Synchiropus splendidus (mandarinfish)
Lineage: Eukaryota; Metazoa; Chordata; Actinopteri; Syngnathiformes; Callionymidae
Gene: lft1
Product: lefty1
Exons: 4
Coding region: 1-1080 (359 amino acids)
Biological process (GO): SMAD protein signal transduction; BMP signaling pathway
Cellular component (GO): extracellular region
Molecular function (GO): cytokine activity; transforming growth factor beta receptor binding; growth factor activity
Source: RefSeq, a predicted model, not a curated record
AUGAUGGAUUUCCUCCGAGGUUUCCUCCUGAGCGCCUUUUUUCUCUGCCUCUCCAGCGCGUUCACGCAUCAGGAUAUGAAGGACGCGCUGCUGCAGAAACUCGGCUUGGAUGAGAUUCCAAACAUCCAUAAAAGGGAUUUGGAGAACCUGGUGGUUCCGGCGCACAUCAGGAACAAGUACCUGUCCAUGCUGAAGCUGCACCGCAGCAGGAGACGCAGGUCCCUGCCCAGUCUGGCGGGUAUUCUCAGGGGCAUUCCGGGCAACGCGGACAUCUCUGGGGAGUACGUGUACUCUGACACCACCCGGCACCGGAUGGUGUUCGACAUGGAGGCAAGGAUCCCGGACAACAGCGAGGUGACCAUGGCCGAGCUGAAGCUUUACCAGCGGGCGUCCUUCCACAAGCGCCUCACCCUGGAGAGGAAGCACCACAGGCCGGUCAACAACGCCCGGGUCAGCAUCUACUGGGUGCAGGAGCUGCCCAACGGAUCCAACCGGACAUCACUUGUCGACUCACGGUUGAUCCCCAUUCAUGAAACUGGCUGGAAGAGCUUUGAUGUGACCCAGGCGGUGCAUUAUUGGUCCAAGAGCCAGCAGAAGACACCUAUGCACCUGGAGGUGUGGAUCGAGGGCGAGAGACCCGGCAGCUACGCGGCAGAAAUGGCCAGGAGUGUCCGCUUUACCACCCAAGAGCAGACGGACAACACCUUGGGGAAGCCAGAGCUCAUCCUCUACACACUUAAUCUCGAAGAGUACGGAUCUCGCGGUGACUGCGAGCUCAACAAAAACAAAGACACCUGCUGCAGAGAGCAGUACUUUAUCAACUUCCGUGCUCUGACCUGGACCCAGUACUGGAUCAUCGAGCCCGCCGGGUACCAAGCCUUCAGGUGCACCGGGGGAUGCAAGCAGCCCAAACGCAACUACGGCUACGGCGAAAGGAGGUGCUCAGUGUCCGAGAGCGCCCCCUUGCCCAUCAUGUACCUGGUGAAAAAGGGGGACUACACAGAGAUCGAGGUGGCCGAGUUUCCAAACAUGAUCGUGGAAAGGUGCUCUUGCACCAUGGACAAUGUUUCCAUCGUAUGAACACGACUUGAGAGCCGCUAUAACGGUUCUGUUAUAGCGAAACAUAUUUAACAGUUGUGAGCUUCUAGUACUUUCUAUUUAAAUGGUCCACAACCGGAGUUAAACACUGCUGAUCCUUGACUCCUUUUACGAGCACUUUUUAAUAUAUAUAUUUUGUACAUUUUGAUAUCCCUUUUUUACUCUGAAUGCUGAAUCAUC